AUGAAUUUGCUUCUCUGUUUGGUUGGCUAUGAGGACCUCCGACUUAUUAAUGCCAAGGGAGUUACGGAGUAUGCAGCAGAGGAAGCUAACAGAUGGAGAUUGAAGCGAGAUGUAUAUAUACUUCUAUCGAUUAAUCUCAGGUCUUACGAGAGAGCCAAAGUUCUUGAAACCACAGACUUGGAAUUUGAUGUCAAAAGAUUGCAGAGGAAAAAGGUGCUUAUGAUUUCUCUUUACUGGUUUCAAUCAAACUUUUUGGUUCUUGAUGAUAUUGACCUCUCCAUUCAGCGAGAACAACAACUUGAAGAGGAUGAAGUUGAACACGGAGAUGCCUACUUCGCUCUCAGAUCACUAUUCAGUGAGGAUUGCAAGGUGGAUGAUGGCAAUUUCUUGCUACCGGAUUUGAAUUUAAUGCCAUGUGAGGAAAAUGGUGACCACUAUGCUUCUUCUUUGGGUGUCGAAACAACACUAUAUGGGAUUAGGAUGAUAAGGUCAGAGGAAGAGAGUCACUCAACCCUAACAAGUGGUUUUGAGAAUCGUGUUUGA
Molecule: messenger RNA, 543 nt
Organism: Microthlaspi erraticum
Lineage: Eukaryota; Viridiplantae; Streptophyta; Magnoliopsida; Brassicales; Brassicaceae
Source: the annotation of a GenBank genome assembly